AUGAAGGCCUCUCUGCUGUCCGUCGCCCUGGCGCUCGCUCGCGGCGCCGUGGCCUGGAAGCACGUCUCCGACUGCGACGACAUCAAGUACUCGUCGGUUCCGGGCUUCUUCCUCCAGGACGACCCGAGCACUGACCCCGGCAGCUUCGACUAUGCCGCCUUCAACUUUGGUCUCAUCAACAGGACCUACCCCACAGAUGCCAGGUUCGAUCCUCACCACAGGAAGACCCAGUGGCAGCGCUUCGCCCACUACGUCGAGUCGCUCAACAGCGAGUGCCGCAAGGAGGACAAGAGCACCUACAAGGUGCUCUUCAUGGGCCGCCACGGCGAGGGAUGGCACAACACUGCCGAAAGCUUUUACGGCACUCCCGCCUGGAAUUGCUACUGGGCCGAGCAAGAUGGCAACGGCACUUCCACCUGGGCUGACCCUGAACUGACCCCCAACGGCAUUCAGCAGACUACCAAGGCCAACGCCUACUUCAAGUCGCGCUUCGAGCAGGAAGGCCUCCCCUUUUUUGAGUCGUACUACAGCUCGCCUCUCAAGCGCUGCCUCCAGACGGCCCAAUUCACCUUUGCCAACCAGAAGCUACCUCGCUCACACCCCUUCAAACCCGUCAUCAAGGAGCUGUUUCGCGAGAGCAUCAGCAUCCACACCUGCGACCGCCGCUCCACCAAGUCUCAGAUUCACGCCUACGCUCCCAACUUUGAGUUCGAGGCUGGCUUCACCGAGGAGGACCUGCUGUGGCGCGGCAAAGAGGACGAGGGCGAGACGCCUGCUCACCAGGUCGCCCGUUCCAAGGAGGCGAUUGACGACGUCUUUUCGCACGACGACAACACCUGGAUUAGCAUCACCAGCCACUCGGGCGAGAUUGGCGCCAUUCUCACCGUGCUCAACCACCGCUCCUUCAGCCUGUCCACAGGCCAGAUCAUCCCCGUCCUGGUCAAGGCUGAGCUGGUUGAGCCCACGGUUGAGCCCACCAGCACCUACGCCUCCUUUACCACCGAGCCCACCUGCAAAUCUCCUCCCAUUACCAGCAUUUCCGGCCAGGGCUGCGUGUGCGCUACUGGCACCACCACCUUUACGACCGCUACUAUUACCCCCAAACCCAAGCCUCAUCGCGAUUUGUAA
Messenger RNA from Trichoderma reesei QM6a, 1128 nucleotides. RefSeq lists its product as uncharacterized. Lineage: Eukaryota; Fungi; Ascomycota; Sordariomycetes; Hypocreales; Hypocreaceae. The record is from RefSeq and is a predicted model, not a curated record. Bases 1 to 1128 code for a protein of 375 amino acids. The transcript has 3 exons. Gene Ontology annotation, molecular function: phosphatase activity. Gene Ontology annotation, cellular component: cytoplasm.